Parathielavia appendiculata is the source of this 1335-nucleotide messenger RNA. RefSeq names its product cystathionine beta-l. Gene Ontology annotation, biological process: transsulfuration; 'de novo' L-methionine biosynthetic process. The transcript has 2 exons. Gene Ontology annotation, cellular component: cytoplasm. Bases 1 to 1335 code for a protein of 444 amino acids. Gene Ontology annotation, molecular function: pyridoxal phosphate binding. NCBI's taxonomy places the organism in Eukaryota, Fungi, Ascomycota, Sordariomycetes, Sordariales, Chaetomiaceae. The record is from RefSeq and is a predicted model, not a curated record.
AUGGCAACUUCAAACAGACUUAGCCCUGCAUCGCAGGCUGCCAACAAAGUGUUCACCAGAGUAGACCUUGAUGGCCAUGCUCUCCCACCGUCACCUGCCCCGUCGAGCCCGCUCUCUGGGAGGAAGCGGUAUGCCUUGGCCACGGAGUUGGUCUACACCGAGUCCAAGGAUCAGUAUGGUGCCUCGAGCAUCCCCAUCUAUCAGUCGGCAACUUUCAAGCAGACGUCGUCCAACGGCGGCAACGAGUAUGACUACACCCGAUCUGGAAACCCCACCCGGACACACCUCGAGCGGCACCUGGCCAAGAUCAUGAACGCGACCCGCGCCCUGGCUGUUGGCUCCGGCAUGGGCGCCCUGGAUGUCAUCACACGUCUCUUGAAGCCGGGCGACGAGGUCAUCACCGGCGACGAUUUGUAUGGUGGCACCCACCGCCUCCUUACAUAUCUCAAGAACAAUCAGGGUGUUGUCGUACACCAUGUCGACACUACCAAUGCCGAUUCGGUCACAGAGGUCAUUUCGGACAAGACCGCCAUGGUCUUGCUUGAGACCCCGACAAACCCGCUCAUCAAGAUUGUCGAUAUCCCCUCGAUUGCAAGGGCAACACACGAGGCAAACAGCAAGGCGCUGGUGGUGGUGGACAACACGAUGCUUUCACCCAUGCUCUUGAACCCCCUGGACAUCGGCGCAGACAUCGUCUAUGAGUCCGGCACCAAGUACCUCUCGGGCCAUCACGACAUCAUGGCUGGCGUGAUUGCGUGCAAUGAUUCGGAACUCGGCGACAAGAUGUACUUCACAAUCAAUGCGACGGGUUGUGGCCUCUCGCCCAACGAUUCAUUCCUCCUCAUGAGGGGCGUCAAGACCCUGGCCAUCCGCAUGGAGAAGCAGCAGGCCAACGCCCAUCAAAUCGCAGAGUUCCUCGAGUCGCACGGCUUCCGCGUUCGAUACCCCGGUUUGAAAUCACACCCACAGUACGAUCUCCAUUGGUCUAUGGCCCGGGGCGCCGGCGCUGUGCUAUCAUUCGAAACCGGUGACGUUGCGCUCUCUGAGAGGAUCGUCGAAGCCACUCGACUGUGGGGUAUCAGCGUCAGCUUUGGCUGUGUCAACAGUCUCAUUAGCAUGCCCUGCCGCAUGAGCCAUGCUAGUAUCGAUGCCAAGACCAGACAAGAGAGGCAGAUGCCCGAGGAUUUGAUACGUCUCUGUGUCGGCAUUGAAGAUGCGGGUGACUUGAUAGACGAUCUCUCUCGUGCUCUUGUACAAGCCGGCGCGGUCACGGUCACGCUAGAUGGUUUCCACGCGCAUGAUGUGGACGCCGACAGUGAGACUCCCUCGGCCUAG